Colletotrichum chrysophilum is the source of this 384-nucleotide messenger RNA. RefSeq lists its product as uncharacterized. Lineage: Eukaryota; Fungi; Ascomycota; Sordariomycetes; Glomerellales; Glomerellaceae. The record is from RefSeq and is a predicted model, not a curated record. Gene Ontology annotation, cellular component: NatC complex. The coding region runs from base 1 to 384 and encodes 127 amino acids. Gene Ontology annotation, molecular function: protein-N-terminal amino-acid acetyltransferase activity. The transcript is spliced from 2 exons. Gene Ontology annotation, biological process: N-terminal peptidyl-methionine acetylation.
AUGGCUCUGAAUCCAGUCGACUCAUCCCUCAUCGGCGUCAUUGUCUGCAAGUUAGAGCUUCACUCAUCUCACUCACCACCGACGCGCCGAGGUUACAUUGCCAUGCUCGCUGUCGCUUCGCCAUUCCGAGGCAAAGGCAUCGCCACUGCCCUCGUGAAACGUGCCAUUGAUGCCAUGGCCGAGCGUAAUGCCGAUGAGAUUGUUCUGGAAACGGAAGAGACAAAUACCCAGGCUAUGCGUCUAUACGAGCGCCUGGGCUUCUUGCGCUCAAAGAAAUUGCACAGAUAUUAUCUCAACGGCAACAGCGCCUACCGUUUGGUCCUCCUUCUCAAGUCCAUUGACCCUGACGCCGUUAUCGAGGACUUUGAUAGCCACUAUGCUUGA